AUGGCGCAAGAAAGUCACAGACGCAAACGGUUCAAGCUGGACGAGCCUGGUGAGACUACGUUACCUUUGAAAAGCAAGUCGGUGAACGUGGGAGCUCAAAGAGCCAAGAGUCAGCAAAAAAGACGGCGUGUAGAGCCAGAGAGUGUUUUUGACCAUGAACACGUUAGCAUAAGAUUAGCCGACGAUAAUUGGGAAUCCGUCGCCCCCAAAAACGAUAGAGUCGUGCAGGCGAAGGAGACGCGGGCGGCGGUCCUACCGUCAGACUUGGCAGGUAAGCAAAAACAAUCAGUGCCACCGCCUCGGCGGCUAAAAAUUAAAACCACGGGAAUAGAGUUCCAAGAGCAUUUUCUGGACGCAGACCGCUCGAUACAACUUGACGACUUUGAUCAGCCCCCCGACUCUACCUCGACUCCGCUUUUGGGAAGUCCACGGUCUGGAUCGACGAAUUUCGAGCCCUGGGUUGUGGAAGAGCCCUGGGGAAUUGAUGAUUCCUGGCUACGCCACGAACUAGCCACUGCUCCAGUAGAGCCGUACAUGAGACCCGUUUGGCAUCCUGGGCAGUCGUAUGGCAUUCCAAUGGCUCCCGGGUAUGUUAUGGCACACGGAUCGGCGCCACCUGGCAAUAGCUCUGUGCUCUUAAAGGAGUACGAUUCGCCGCUGAAGCAAAGGGGUAUCAUGUUCUAUCCACCAGUCUAUGCGGGUGGUCCUAGUACCGAAGCAUAUCCCUGGUAUUCAGUGGGGGAUACAUAUAAAUCUCCCAGAGCUGGAACAGUCGGAAAGAAACAUGGCGGAUUGAGAAGUCGCAACUCUAGUCGGUCAAGCUUCAAGUCAAGCGGCGGCGACGCUACUUGUCCUUCUAUCAGCCGUUAG
Molecule: messenger RNA, 870 nt
Organism: Lachancea nothofagi CBS 11611
Lineage: Eukaryota; Fungi; Ascomycota; Saccharomycetes; Saccharomycetales; Saccharomycetaceae
Source: the annotation of a GenBank genome assembly